This is a messenger RNA of Dromiciops gliroides (monito del monte), 684 nucleotides long. RefSeq names its product hippocalcin (gene HPCA). Gene Ontology annotation, molecular function: calcium ion binding. Lineage: Eukaryota; Metazoa; Chordata; Mammalia; Microbiotheria; Microbiotheriidae. The record is from RefSeq and is a predicted model, not a curated record.
GCACGGGGCGGCGCCUCCAGCAUCCUGGAGGAAUCUGAGGUACCUCGUGGGGCAGAGACCUGGGCUCUGAAGCAGGGGUUCUGGAGUCCCCAAACCGCUGUCAUGGGAAAACAGAACAGCAAGCUGCGGCCAGAGAUGCUACAGGACCUACGGGAAAACACGGAGUUCUCCGACCUGGAGUUGCAGGAGUGGUACAAAGGCUUCCUGAAAGACUGCCCCACGGGCAUCCUCAAUGUGGAGGAGUUCAAGAAGAUCUACGCCAACUUCUUCCCCUACGGAGAUGCCUCCAAAUUUGCUGAGCAUGUCUUCCGAACCUUUGACACCAAUGGGGACGGCACCAUCGACUUCCGGGAGUUCAUCAUUGCUCUCAGCGUCACCUCUCGAGGGAAACUGGAGCAGAAGCUCAUGUGGGCUUUCAGCAUGUAUGACCUGGAUGGCAAUGGCUACAUCAGCCGAGAAGAGAUGCUGGAGAUUGUCCAGGCCAUUUACAAGAUGGUGUCUUCUGUGAUGAAGAUGCCCGAGGAUGAAUCUACCCCUGAGAAGCGGACUGAGAAAAUCUUCCGUCAGAUGGAUACAAACAAUGAUGGGAAGCUCUCCCUGGAGGAGUUCAUCAGAGGAGCCAAGAGUGACCCGUCCAUCGUCCGGCUGCUUCAAUGUGACCCCAGUAGCACCUCCCAGUUUUGA